This is a messenger RNA of Sitophilus oryzae (rice weevil), 878 nucleotides long. Its product is annotated as putative nuclease HARBI1. Lineage: Eukaryota; Metazoa; Arthropoda; Insecta; Coleoptera; Curculionidae. The transcript is spliced from 3 exons. The record is from RefSeq and is a predicted model, not a curated record. Bases 13 to 807 code for a protein of 264 amino acids.
UCAAAUAUUUAAAUGGAUCCUUUCAAUUUGCCUAAUAAUUUUGAAUCUGAUGAUGAAAUUGAGGAGUUCAGAUUAUACAGGAAUCCUAAAGUGUUCAAAGUCAGGCCCAAUUAUUUUGAAGAAUAUGAUGAACUAGAAUUUUUUAAGCGUUUUCGGUUGCAGAAACAGACCUGUGCUAUGCUGUUAGGUUUAAUUCGAGAUGAAAUAACAUCAGCAACAGAUCGCAAUAAUGCCAUACACCCUGAGACAAAAAUUUUUCUAACUUUGCGGUUUUAUGCUACAGGUUGUAUGCUACUUACCACAGGUGAUUUCACAGGGGUAAGCAAAACAUCUGCCUGUAUCAUUGUGACUCAGGUCACAGAGGCUAUUGCUUCUUUGCGACCAAGAUUUGUUAAAUUACCAGAGGGAGAAAUGGAGUGUCAGAGGAUAAAAGAAGAAUUUUAUUCAAUUGCAAGGUUUCCUAAAGUUAUUGGUACUAUUGAUUGUACCCAUGUACGCAUUAUUUCACCGGGUGGUGAUCAAGCGGAGAGGAUAAUGGACAUUGUUGCUCGCUGGCCUGGCUCUUCCCAUGAUCAGACUAUUUAUAAUAAUAGCAGACUUAAAGGAACAUUGGAAAGUGGAAGAUUUGGAACAUCGGUGCUUUUGGGUGACAGUGGUUAUGGCAACACCAACUUUUUAAUCACACCUUUGGAACAUCCAAAUACUCGAGCAGAAGCUCUCUAUUUAAUGAAUCCCACAUUCGUACACGUAACUGUGUGGAAAGGUCAUAUGGGGUAUGGAAAAGAAGAUUUCCCAUUUUAUCUUUAGGGAUGCGUGUAUCAUUGGACCAUUCAAAGGCAAUAAUAGUAGCAACUGCAGUUCUACAUAAUUUGGCAAUU